AUGGGUGCCUUUGAAAAGCUUCCCCCUGAAAUCAUUGUUCGCAUUAUUCAAUAUGCGGCUGAUUUUGUUGGCACGGAAAGUCUGCUGGUAGUUUCACCAUGGGUUCAUGCUGUUUUCGAGGCGCAGCCGCACAGAAUCACGGAGGAUCUCAUAGUAUCAAACCCCAUGACUACCAUGCCUGAAAUUCGAAAUCUAAUCCGAAAUACGGCCCUGGUUCCCACAAUACAUUGUUCCAGUCUCGACAACUAUCUUGGGGUGAUGUGUGUGAGCGCACCCAGUGUUCUCCCUCGGCAGAUGAGCUUUGCCGAACUACAUCGAAUAGUUCAGAUUGCUGCACAGGUUCAGCGUUUAGCAUGUGUAUGCCUUUCAACUAUGCAGCAAAACUUCAUCUCUGCGGUGGGGGCCUCUCCUGCUGGCCCCUUGAGUGGUGCUAUCCGAGCACAGAAAGCGAGUGAGCCAUUUUCAUGGAUUGAGGAAUACCGGGUAUACUGGGCUCUGUGGCAUCUGGCCUACUAUUCUAUUCUCUGUGAGGUUGCUGAGGCACUGCCUGCAGAUUCAGUACAAAGGGUAUAUGCGUGUGCCGUCCGAAACGAAAUGGAUAUACCCAGGCAGGAAUAUAUCUGGACGGUGGCCGCAGUUCUUUCGGACUUGGGACUACAUCCCUCCUACGGGGACUAUGGACAGCAGGAGCCCUCAGAAGUCGCCCGGGGUCUCUCGGAGGAGACACCCAUACCUUUAUUCACAUCCUUUGAGUUCAACUUUGAGAAAUACCUUAUCUGGAGCCCUCAACCAGUACCGGACAGUACUCCCGUUAUAAGUAUCUGGCGUCGCGGGGCGGAUGCGUGUGAAACGUCGUCAGCACAGAGCAGAAGGUUCUCCGCAUAUAGCAGAAGUCUUCUGCGGUGCACUCCAAGUUCAGCCGCGAUGCUAGACGUGCGGCCGUUUCGACGUAUUGGGGUUCUUCUAUGGGACUCGUGGCGUGCGUUCUCGGUUGGGCUUCUAAACAAACCACGCCGAGAGGGUAUUCCGACCCCAGAUGGCGGAUUUAUGGAUUAUUUGGAUGAUGGGCCCCCCCGUUUAAGUCUACGAGAGGAUGCAUCAAUCUGGUUGGCAUUGGUCGGUAAGACGCUGUGA
Aspergillus nomiae NRRL 13137 is the source of this 1134-nucleotide messenger RNA. RefSeq lists its product as uncharacterized. NCBI's taxonomy places the organism in Eukaryota, Fungi, Ascomycota, Eurotiomycetes, Eurotiales, Aspergillaceae. The record is from RefSeq and is a predicted model, not a curated record. Bases 1 to 1134 code for a protein of 377 amino acids. The transcript has a single exon.